This is a messenger RNA of Chrysemys picta bellii (western painted turtle), 1473 nucleotides long. The record is from RefSeq and is a predicted model, not a curated record. Lineage: Eukaryota; Metazoa; Chordata; Testudines; Emydidae.
AUGGGGGUGAUGCUGAGCCCCACUUACACGGUGGUUCCCAGCGUGCGAAUGCAGCAGCAUUUUCCCCAGGCCAGGAACGAGCCAGAUGUUUACGAGACUAGCGAUCUCCCAGAAGACGACCAGGCGGAGUUCGAUGCGUUUGCACAAGAGCUGGAGGAGCUGACGAGCACCAGCGUGGAGCACAUCAUCGUCAACCCCAACGCUGCCUACGACAAGUUUAAGGACAAGAGAGUGGGCACCAAAGGGCUCGACUUCUCGGAUCGCAUCAGCAAAGCCAAGCGGACGGGCUACGAGUCGGGGGAGUUUGAGAUUCUAGGGGAAGGCAUUGGUGUGAAAGAGACGCCCCGGCAGAAGUACCAGCGGCUGCUCCAUGAGGUUCACGAGCUGAGCACAGAGGUGGAGAAGAUACAGAGCACCGCGAAGGAGUCGGCGGCAGAGGAGAAGCUGAGCCCCGUGGCGCUCGCCAAGCAGGUCGUGGCCCUGAAGCAGCAGCUGGUCUCCACGCACCUGGAGAAGCUCCUGGGGCCGGACGCAGCCAUCAACCUGACUGACCCCGACGGAGCCCUCGCCAAGCGCCUGCUCAUACAGCUGGAGGCGGCUAAGAGCGCCAAGGGCACCCCCGGGGCAGGGAAGAGCCCGUCGAAGGCCCCUGCGCCCGCAGGGAACAUGGUGACCUAUGAGCUGCACUCGAGACCUGAACAAGACAAAUUCUCUCAGGCUGCAAAGAUAGCGGAGCUGGAGAAGCGGCUGAGCGAGCUGGAAGCGACGGUGUGCUGCGAGCAGGACAGCCAGAAUCCCCUGGCGGUUGGGCUGCAGGGAGCCAGCCUCAUGGAAACCGUGGAGAUCCUGCAGGCCAAAGUCAGCACCUUGGACGUUGCUGUGCUGGAACAGGUGGAGGCGAGGCUGCAGAGCGUCCUGGGGAAGGUGAAUGAAAUCGCCAAGCACAAAGUGGCCGUGGAGGACGCAGACACCCAGAGCAAGGUGCAUCAGCUCUAUGAGGUCGUGCAGCGCUGGAGCCCCAUGGCCACCACCCUGCCCGCGCUGGUGCAGAGACUGGCCACUGUCAAGCAGCUGCAUGAGCAAGCCAUGCAGUUCGGGCAGCUCCUGACCCACCUGGACACCACCCAGCAGAUGAUCGCCAACUCCCUGAAGGACAACGCCACGCUGCUGACACAGGUCCAGAAGACCAUGAAGGAGAACCUGGUGGCUGUGGAGGAGAACUUCGCCAGCAUGGACGCGCGGGUGAAGCAGCUCUCCCAAUGAGCCCCGCGGCCCCAUACCCGCUGCUGGGGGGGGGCUCGCCAGUCCCUCUGCCACCCUGCUCCCCUCCCCCAGGCCCUGCCCUUCUGUGGGGGGAGGGGGCUCUGCUGCUGAUGACCCAGGGUGAGGGGCAGAGCCCAAGGGAGGAAGGGGGGUGGGGCUCAUGCUCAUCAACCUGUACAAUUAUUUACUAUUAAACUCUGUCUGCUCGCA